Messenger RNA from Arvicanthis niloticus (Nile rat), 793 nucleotides. RefSeq lists its product as uncharacterized. Lineage: Eukaryota; Metazoa; Chordata; Mammalia; Rodentia; Muridae. The record is from RefSeq and is a predicted model, not a curated record.
AGACCUCUGUUAGACUUUCUUCAUGGAGGGUGAGGAGGAAGAGUGUGUUGAACCUAGCACUUCUAUGAACUACAGAACAACUAAUGCUGAGGUUUCACACUGUAGUGGACAAUGCCCCAACUGUGGAAAGGUUCGAAAGGUUUCCCAGAGGUCCCAUCGUUCCCCACAUCGCUGCCAUAGGAGGUCCCAGACAAGUAUCUCCACCAGGAAGAAUCUGAAAAUUUGGAUGAGAAUCAUGCCCAAAUCUUCGGCUCACCAGUAUAAUAUGAUUGAACUUGUGAUUAGUAACAAGCCAGAGCCAGAGGAGAAUAUGGCUGCUACCACCGAAGGCUCUACUAUUGACCUGGUGAGCCCUGAAUCGGUGAGCCCUGAAUCGGUGAGCCCCGAAGCAAUGAGCCCCGAAGCGAUGAGCCCCGAAUCGGUGAGCCCCAAAUCGGUGAGCCCCGAAGUGGUGAGCCCCGAAGCGGUGAGCCCUGAAGCGAUGAGCCCUGAAGCAAUGAGCCCCGAAGCGGUGAGCCCGGAAGUGGUGAGCCCUGAAUCAGUGAGCCCCGAAGCAAUGAGCCCCGAAGCAAUGAGCCCCGAAGCAAUGAGCCCUGAAGCAGUGAGCCCCGAAGCAGUGAGCCCCGAAGCAGUGAGCCCCGAAGCGGAGAGCCCCGAAGCAGUGAGCCCCGAAGCUAACCAAAAUCAAAAGCCCCCUGAUUCACAGGAAUCAUCCUGAAUCAUGUCUGGCUCCAGAUAUUAAAGGGAUGUACCACAAAGUCUUCGUGGUACAAAUAAUAAAAGUACUCAUAUG